UCCCCUUUUUAGUCUCCCUUUUUUCUCUGCCUCUUUCAUUCCCUGCCAUUGGGUUUUCUCUGUGUCUCAUUCUCAAUUCCUAAAUUGCAGCAAACAAGGGACAAAAGGACCCUGCAAUAUGCCUUGGGGUAAGGUGGGCCCUGCCCUCCAAGGGCAUUGACUGAGCCCACUCAAGCAGGAUUGGUGAAGACGAUGUCUAGGCUGGAGAGGGCUGCUGUCUGUCUCCUCGGCUGGAGGGACAGAGUCCCGGCUUUGAAGUGGUGGCACCAUCUCACUCCAGGGCCAUGUCUGGAUUAGCCACUGUCUGGGCAUUUUUUCCCCUUGCCCAACCCACUCAGUCCCCCGGGGUGGAAAGGAAGGGGUGCUGGGCAUCUGGACCAGAGCUGCAUCCAGGGGUCUUUGCCAGGUUCCCAGGAGGCAGCAUCCUCUGGGUUAGCACUGCUGGAGAACGCUCAGGGUCUGGUGCUCCCGUAUCUCUCUACCUUUCUAUUUCUCAUUCUUUUUUCUCUGUAACUCUUUUUUUCUGUCCCCUUUUUGUUCUCUCUUUUUUCUCUGCCUCUUUCAUUCUCUGCCAUUGGGUUUUCUCUGUGUCUCUUUCUGAAUUCCUAAAUUGCAGCAAAGCGGGGACAAACCUACCCUGCUUCGUGCCUACCCCUUCCAGGCAGUUGGCUCUGAUUGCACGAGGCAGACAGACCUGUGACCCCUCUAUCCAGCUAUGCCCCUGCUGCCUAGCACCGUGGGCCUGGCAGGCCUGCUCUUCUGGGCUGGCCAGGCAGUGAACGCCUUGAUGAUGCCUAAUGCUACCCCGGCCCCAGCCCAGCCCGAGAGCACAGCUGUGCGGCUCCUGAGUGGCCUGGGGGUGCCCAGGUACCGCCGGAGGCGCCACAUCUCUGUGAGAGACAUGAAUGCCUUACUGGAUUAUCACAACCACAUCCGGGCCAGCGUGUACCCACCUGCUGCCAACAUGGAAUACAUGGUCUGGGACAAGCGGCUGGCCAGGGCUGCCGAGGCCUGGGCCACCCAGUGCAUCUGGGCACAUGGGCCUUCACAGCUGAUGAGAUACGUGGGCCAGAACCUCUCCAUCCAUUCUGGCCAGUACCGGUCCGUGGUGGAUCUCAUGAAGUCCUGGUCUGAGGAGAAGCGGCAUUACUUGUUUCCCGCCCCGAGGGACUGUAACCCACACUGCCCCUGGCACUGCGAUGGCCCCACCUGCUCCCACUAUACCCAGAUGGUGUGGGCAUCCUCCAAUCGGCUGGGCUGCGCCAUCCACACCUGUAGCAGCAUCAGCGUCUGGGGCAACACCUGGCAUUGGGCGGCAUACCUGGUCUGCAACUACGCCAUUAAGGGCAACUGGAUUGGCGAGGCUCCGUACAAGAUGGGAAGGCCGUGCUCCGCCUGUCCCCCCAGUUACCAAGGUAGCUGCAAUAGCAACAUGUGCUUCAAUGGGCUGAAAUCCAACAAGCUCCCGUGAUUCUGAAUUUUCCCUGGGCUUUGGUGUGCCGCCAGCUGGGCCUGACCCUCCAUGUCCUGCCCUCAAAAAACUGGGUGGAGAAAUAAUUUCUUCUUCAAAGGAGAUAAAUUAGAAUUACCCCCUAUUUAAUUUUCCCUCCUAGAUUCCCUUUCUUAAAUGUCCAACAUGGGUCAAAAGAAGAUGACCUCCUUGCCUGCCUUCUUUCCUAGUUGCAUCUUUCUUUUUGUGGGCCUCCGGGAAAGAGUCCUGCAUCUUUCAUUAAUUCAGUUCUCAGAGAACCAAGGCUGGAAGGCAUAGAACUGGCACCUUAGGACCAGGCAUAAUGGCUCACACCUAUAAUCCCAGCAUUUUGGGAGGCUGAGGUGGGAGAAUCAC
Macaca mulatta (Rhesus monkey) is the source of this 1846-nucleotide messenger RNA. It is a transcript of the gene R3HDML, whose product is annotated as R3H domain containing like. The record is from RefSeq and is a predicted model, not a curated record. Lineage: Eukaryota; Metazoa; Chordata; Mammalia; Primates; Cercopithecidae.